Drosophila ficusphila is the source of this 2524-nucleotide messenger RNA. It is a transcript of the gene Nct, whose product is annotated as nicastrin. Gene Ontology annotation, cellular component: membrane. NCBI's taxonomy places the organism in Eukaryota, Metazoa, Arthropoda, Insecta, Diptera, Drosophilidae. Gene Ontology annotation, biological process: protein processing; Notch receptor processing. The record is from RefSeq and is a predicted model, not a curated record. The coding region runs from base 72 to 2168 and encodes 698 amino acids. The transcript is spliced from 7 exons.
UACCAAUCUCCAGCUCACAUUUGACCCAUCUCUAAUUAAAACACAACUGGACGCAAUUUUGUUUUCCUCCGAUGGAAAAGCGUCUGAAUGCGGUUGCAACAUGGCUGCUAAUACUAAUUUAUGGGGCUAUUGUGGCUCAAGGCGAACGGACUCGCGAUAAGAUGUACGAGCCCAUAGGAGGAGCAAGCUGCUUCCGCAGAUUAAAUGGCACCCACCAGACCGGCUGCUCAUCCACUUAUUCCGGUUCCGUGGGCGUACUUCAUCUGAUAAACGUCGAGGCGGAUCUGGAAUUUCUUCUGAAUAAUCCACCAUCGCCACCAUACGCUCCUUUGAUACCACCUCACCUGUUCACACGCAGCAACCUGAUGCGCCUUAAGGAAGCUGGGCCAAAGAACAUCUCGGUGGUGCUUCUGAUCAACCGAACGGACCAGAUGAAACAGUUUUCGCACGAGCUCAACUGCCCCAAUCAGUUUAGUGGGCUGAACAGCAGCAGUGAGACCUGUGAUGCCAGCAAUCCGGCCAAGAAUUGGAAUCCCUGGGGAACUGGCCUGCUUCACGAGGACUUUUCCUUCCCCAUCUACUACAUUGCCGAUGAUGAUCAAAUCCAAAAGCUGGUGGACUGCUUCCAGAAAUUCAACAAUUUCAACUAUGAGACGCACGCCCUACGAAGCUUAUGUGCCGUCGAGGUAAAGUCCUUUAUGUCGGCAGCAGUAAACACCGAGGUGUGUAUGCGGCGCACCAACUUUAUAAACAAUCUGGGCGGCAGCAAGUACUGCGAUCCCCUCGAGGGUCGCAACGUGUACGCCACUUUGUAUCCUAGAAAACCAGCAGUUGAAAAUGGUCUUACAGUAGUGCACACGAACGAAAAGUUCAUCCUAGUCUCCUGUCGCCUGGACACAGCAAGCAUGUUUGAUGGCGUCGGUCUUGGAGCAAUGGAUUCCCUCAUGGGCUUUGCUGUUUUUACCCAGGUGGCGUAUCUUUUGCGACAGCUUUUACCACCCCAAAGCUCUUUGCCCGAUUCCCUGCGAAAUGUUCUGUUUGUGACUUUCAAUGGCGAGUCCUACGACUACAUCGGAUCUCAGAGAUUUGUUUAUGAUAUGGAGAAUUUCUCAUUUCCACCCGAAUCCGCUGGCAGUCCUCCAAUAGCAUUUGACAAUAUUGAGUUUAUGCUGGACAUUGGCACCCUGGAUGACAUAGCUAACAUUAAGCUGCAUGCGCUGUCUGGAACACCAUUGGCUCAGAAAAUUCUAGAGAAACUCAAUAACUAUGCUAAAUCGCCACGGUACGGCUUCAAUCUAAACAUCCAGUCUGAGGUGGGCGCCCACUUACCUCCCACAUCAGCACAAUCAUUCCUGCGAAAUGAUCCAAAGUUCCAGGCUCUUAUUCUAAACGCAAGGCCAACCAACAAGUAUUAUCACUCAAUCUACGAUGAUCUGGUCAAUGUAAAUUUCACGUAUGCCAACACAAGCAAGGAUUUCACCCAGCUCGCGGAAGUGAAUGACUUUAAGAGCCUUAAGGCAGACUCACUGCAAAUGAAAGUUCGCAAUGUUUCCUCUAUUUUGGCCAUGACGCUCUAUCAGGAGCUUACUGGAAAAGAGUACACGGGCACCAAGGUGGCAAAUCCUUUGCUGGCAGAUGAGUUCCUUUAUUGUUUCCUGCAGUCAGCAGACUGUCCUCUUUUCAAAGCCUCGUCUUAUCCGGGCAGUCAAUUGACUAAUUUGCCUCCAAUGCGCUACAUAAGUGUCUUGGGCGGAUCUCAAGAGUCAUCCGGGUAUACCUACAGAAUACUGGGCUUUCUGCUGUCACAACUCCAAGCGGACAUUCCCAGAGAAAACUGCACCGUACUGCCGUUACACUUUUUUGCCGGCUUCAACAACAUAGGAGAGUGUCGACUUACCACGCAGAACUACAGCCACGCCCUGAGUCCAGCUUUUCUUAUCGAUGGCUACGAUUGGAGUUCCGGGCAGUACUCGACAUGGACUGAAUCAACCUGGUCCCAGUUCAGUGCUCGCAUUUUCCUCCGUCCGUCCAGCGUGCACCAGAUCACAACUCUCAGCGUCGGCAUAGUGGUGCUCAUCAUCUCAUUCUGCCUGGUGUAUAUUAUUAGCUCUCGAUCGGAAGUCCUCUUCGAGGAUUUGCCGGCAAGCAAUGCCGCAUUGUUUGGUUGAUGUCACAACUGCCACAGCGACGAUAUCAUCGCGUUCAGCUGCUCAUUCCACAGAUUUCUGCAUGCAUAAACGUUUUAAAAAUAUUAGUAGUAUACAGUUCGAUUCAACUCUGAUUUAUGCGUGCCCUUUUAGGUUGCCGCGGCCGACGGCCUGUUAGUCAGUGGAAGUCUCCAAGAAAAUCUGAGCCCGUGCCGGAGUUAUUUGACAGCUGAACAAAAUCUAAAAUACAGACUUAACAAAAAGACACUAAAAUGAUAUUCUAACUCGUAUUGUUUAAACCAUUAAGCAAACCUUUAUUUGUAUGUAUUUUUGUAUUUUAAACAAGUAAAUUAGCCUCUAGCGACUGUGUUGUAUUA